This is a messenger RNA of Dibothriocephalus latus, 822 nucleotides long. Lineage: Eukaryota; Metazoa; Platyhelminthes; Cestoda; Diphyllobothriidea; Diphyllobothriidae. The record is from the annotation of a GenBank genome assembly.
CCUGAAAAGCUUGAUACCUGUAUCCGCCAGGGUUCGAAAGGGCGUGCAACGCUGAAGGCUUUUCAGGAAUCAUUGGACUGCCGAAACAUGUCUGCCGACGAAACCAAAGCUCCCAACGUAAAAUGCACCCUGGAGAAGAUAGCCAACCUGAUUGAGUGGUUAUCCGGUUACGGUGCAAACCUGCAGCAACCAAUCUCUUACGUUCUUUCAAGGUUCCCGCCAGGCGAGAAACAAGACGCCGAGGAAGCAUUUUUCACGGGACUCAUUCUCUACGGCAUAGAUUGUAAACGUGACCUAGAACGCUAUGCGAAAUACACGAGCGUUCUCUUCAGUGUUGAAAAAGGCGAUAGACGAAACCUGCAUGGUGUCCGGGGCCCUGCCGAACGACCCCAUGUAUGUGAAAUCAAAGUCAAUGCAGAACAGCAGACGGAAUGGACUGCCAUGCAGCUGCUCAGCGUGCCGAUCACAACACCAGCCCAGAUUUUGAAGUCACACUUUGGAUUUCCCGCAAGCAUGCCAGAUCUACCAGGGGUGCUGCAUGGAAUGGCUUGCUCCUGUUUCAUUGUCCUGCAGGUGGCAAACCAGGACUCAAAGAAGCCCCUGACGACAGUGGCCUCCUCACUCAUCAUCCUCGCGAGUCUUGCAUUCAGUGUCGCCGCAUUCGCACUCCAGGACACACUGCAGCCGCAACUGUUAUCCCAGGGCGUCCUUCUGGUCGACUGGAUUGCGCAAUAUCUUGGACGCAUGGACUGCCCAGAGGCCGCCGAGGCUUGUCUUAACUUUGACUACCUUCACACAUACGCCCAGCUGCAGAUCACUUAU